This is a messenger RNA of Fonsecaea multimorphosa CBS 102226, 1560 nucleotides long. RefSeq lists its product as uncharacterized. The record is from RefSeq and is a predicted model, not a curated record. The transcript has a single exon. The coding region runs from base 1 to 1560 and encodes 519 amino acids. NCBI's taxonomy places the organism in Eukaryota, Fungi, Ascomycota, Eurotiomycetes, Chaetothyriales, Herpotrichiellaceae.
AUGCCGAACGCACUGUCAAUGAGACCCCCGACAUCUUUCCGGGACAAGGAAACCGAACUGGCCAUGCGCAUCACGAAACCCUUCACAGUCGCGGUCGUGGGCGAUCUCAUUCAGGUGGCGCCCUUCGCAAACCGCGACGACCCAGACAUACAGGCGCUGGUUGACGUGAUGCGGAAGGCCGACAUCACGCUGGCCAACAACGAAAACACGAUUGUCGACCGACUCACGUUCCGCGGGCCGAUAUCGCAUAUGGAAGCCCCCGCAGAUAUUGCGGACGACUGGGCCUCGAUGGGCAUCGCCAUGGUGUCCAGGGCCAACAACCACACGUUCGACAACGGCGAGGCCGGCUUGCUCCAGAACUUUGAACAGCUCCACCGCGUUGGCAUCACCUACGUGGGCACCGACUACAACCUGUCCGAGGCGAGGCUGGCUCGGUUUCGCGCCCUCCCGAAGGGAACAGUCGGUUUCGUCGGCGCCUACGCCGAGGUCGAGGACUAUUCUCAACUCUACGGCCUGCCGCGCGGAGACCCGGUCGUCGUGACUAAAGAGCAGCUGCAACAAUUGCAUGCAAUGGAGGAGUCGCUCUAUGAACGGGGAAAAGAGGUUCCAAACCCAAUCGACAGGGACACAAAACGCCCAGAGGGCAGCCUCCUACUCUUCGGCCGGGUCUUCCAGCUGGCAGAAACGGUCGAUGCGGUGACAGAGGAAGCCGUUUCGAUCAAAAAGCGGUUGGAACACCAUUUGAACUCGAAGGGGCCCAUUACGUCGAAAAACAACUCGUUGCGGCUCAAAGUCUAUCAGGGCGUGACUGAGGCACAAAUGGCCCAGCUUCGCAAGAUAGCAGGCGAUGAGGGCAGCGGCUCGACCUUGGAUGCAUUUGAUGUGCACUUCAAGGUGACACCAGGGCCGGGAGAGCUGUCGUACGACAUGAACGAGGUGGACGAGCGAGAGAUCCUGCGCGAGGUCCGAUCCGGCAAGCAAUUCUCCGACUUUGCGGCCUUCACGAUCCACUGGCACCAGAACCGGUACACGUUCCAGAAGUACUCCUUCGACCACUACCCGUCAGAUUACCAGGUCAAGCUCGCCCAUGAGAUCAUCGACAACGGCGCGGACCUCUUCUUCGCCCACGGCGUGCACACCUUAAAGGGCGUGGAGAUAUACAAAGGGAAGCCCAUCUUCUACGGGGUCAACAACUUUGUGUUCCAGAACCAGAGAUUCCGCUCCUGGCGCGAUGACGCCGAGCGACAACCUGCGCCCCUGACGGGCCCGGUCGUGGGCGACGGGGAGAGCAACGAGUCCCGGUGGGCGUGGCUGCAGAGGCCCGAAAACUUCGAGGCCAUCUUGGCCACCAGCAGCUACGAGGACGGCAAAUUGGUCCAAGUGCUCAUCUACCCGGUUGACCUUGGGCUGCGUCGACCGAGCUCAGAAAUGGGCACGCCGCGCCGGCCGUCGCCAGAAAUGGCCCAGAGCAUCCUCGAGCAGGUCGUGGAGUAUUCGAAGCCGUUUGGCACCAAGAUCUCGAUUGAAAACGGGGUGGGAGUCAUCCGUAUAGCAUCUUAG